Molecule: messenger RNA, 1675 nt
Organism: Vigna unguiculata (cowpea)
Lineage: Eukaryota; Viridiplantae; Streptophyta; Magnoliopsida; Fabales; Fabaceae
Cellular component (GO): plasma membrane
Source: RefSeq, a predicted model, not a curated record
UCUAAACAUGGACUCUUAUUUUAUUUCUUUAAUAACAAAGUGAUUCUAAUUUAUUUUCUUACGUUCUGUUAUUUUGUUAAGAUAAAAAAAAUUGAAAUUUGGUUUUAGGAACAAGCUGGUCAAACUGUUGUGUAAAGAAAUUUGGUUAAUUAUAAAAGAAUUAGUUUAAUUAAUGAAAAAUAAGAAUUGAUAGUUUUAGAAAUAAUGCAUGAGCGUGGAGAAGAAUGGAUGAAUAUAGAGAAAGAUGCAUGGUGGAGGUUGAAGAGAAAGAAAAAGAAGGAAUGAGCUAAAUAUAGGGAUAGUAGUAAGAGUGAAACGUGAAAGUGGGCAAGGAAUGUGAAGAGAGAGUUGCUGAAAAAGAGGGGGAACAGAUCAGAGUACUUGAGAUGCGGAUCUCAAGUGAGGAAGAGGUAGAAGGGUGAGAGAGUGUAUAUAAAAGAUGCGACCAUGUUUUGGGUGGUUGGAGACUGUGAUGUAAAUGUAUGCAUUGAGGAAGAAGAAGACGACGAUGAUGAUGAUGAAGAUGAAGAACAUGAGUAAUGCACGUUGUUCUUACUGGACAAUGCUGAUUCUCUCCCUUGCAAUGCUGGAGCCCUGCACUGUGGCGGCUUUCGACAUAACCAAACUCUUGUCGGAAUAUCCCGCCUAUUCCUCCUUCUCCGGCUACCUCACCAAAACGCAGCUGGCCGACGCAAUAAACGCCAGGCAGAGCGUGACGGUGUUCGCGGUGGAUAACACCGCCAUGGCUCCUCUCUCCGGGAAACCAAUCCACCACAUAAAAACCAUAUUGAGCCACCACGUGGCGCUGGCCAACCUGGAUCUCCACCAGAAUGAAACCAUCAACGCCACCACGCUGUCGCAGGAUGAGGGAGUGCUCCUCAAGAUCAACAAGGGCGACGUCACCCUGGUGUCCACCGCCAAGCCAAACGGCGCGGCCAGAGCCAAACUCAUAAAACCCCUUCUGGCUGAAUGUAAUAUUUCGGUGGUGCAGGUAAACAGCCUCAUGAUGACCACCAACCGCCGCAUGAUGACCACCAAUCCAGAGACUAUAAUCCCAGUCAAGUCACCGGUGCCGGUGAUAUCACCCGUACCAGUGUACACCCCAGUUCCCGUCAAGUCACCCGUUCCGGUCAUAUCACCCGUCCCAGUAAUAUCGCUUGUUCCAACACCUACUCCUGUGCUAACACCAAUUUCCCCCGAUAUUAUAUCACCCGUCCCUGUAAUCUCCCCCGUUCCGGUGAAGACCCCCGUCCCGGUCAUAACACCCGUCCCUGUAAUCUCACCGGUUCCGGUCAUCUCCCCCGUCCCGGUUAUUUCACCAGUCCCAAUAAUCACUCCGGUUCUCGUUAACCCCCCGGGAGUCUCUCCCGCCAAUCUGAUCAAACCCCCGGCGCCAGUGGGGCCACCGGAAACUUCACCGGUUCCGGCAGCAUCGCCUGUGAGAGAGCCAGUGCCUGUCCCAGUCCCGGUGCCGGUAAUGGCACCAGCAGCUGGUGACGAGGAUGGCAGUCCCGGUUCUGCGGGUCCAGAUGACGGCAGUUUCGGUCCAGAUGAUGGGAGUGACAUUACUGCCGAUGAUAAAGAAAAGUCAGGGGUUGCUCUGUUUGGCGUGAAUUGGUCUUUAGCUAUUUUGCUUGCUUUCUCCGCUUCACUGUUUAUGAAUUAUGAGUAUUGA